Carya illinoinensis is the source of this 1053-nucleotide messenger RNA. RefSeq names its product wall-associated receptor kinase 5-like. The transcript has a single exon. Gene Ontology annotation, biological process: protein phosphorylation; cell surface receptor signaling pathway. Lineage: Eukaryota; Viridiplantae; Streptophyta; Magnoliopsida; Fagales; Juglandaceae. The record is from RefSeq and is a predicted model, not a curated record. Gene Ontology annotation, cellular component: plasma membrane. Bases 1 to 1053 code for a protein of 350 amino acids. Gene Ontology annotation, molecular function: ATP binding; protein serine/threonine kinase activity.
AUGGAGACAACAAAAGUCUUCAGCACUGAAGAACUUGAAAAGGCAACCGACAGUUACAACAAAAGUAGAGUCCUUGGCCAAGGAGGCUGCGGUGUUGUUUAUAAAGGAAUAUUGUCAGAUAGUAGAGUGGUUGCGAUUAAAAAGUCCAAAAUUGGGGAUCAAAGCCAGAUUGAACAAUUCAUAAAUGAGGUGAUUGUGCUUACUCAAAUCAACCAUAGAAAUGUUGUUAAACUAUUAGGUUGUUGUUUGGAAACAGAAGUGCCCAUGCUAGUUUAUGAAUUCAUCACAAAUGGGACACUUUCUAAUCAUCUUCAUGAUAAAAGUCAGUCAUCCUUACUCUCAUGGGACAAACGUCUUAAGAUAGCAACAGAAACUGCAGGCGCCCUUGCAUACUUACAUUAUGAAGCUUCUAUGCCAAUUAUACACCGAGAUGUAAAAACUGCAAAUAUACUUUUGGAUGAAAACCACACAACAAAAGUAUCAGACUUUGGAGCUUCAAGAAUCAUUCCUCUUGAUCAAACACAAUUAACUACUUUGGUGCAAGGAACGUUUGGGUAUUUGGACCCAGAAUACUUUCAUACUAGUCAUUUGACAGACAAAAGUGACGUCUACAGUUUUGGUAUUGUUUUAGCAGAGUUAUUGACAGGCAAAAAUGUUAUUUCUUUCGAUAGGCCUGAGAGUGAGAGAAAUCUAGCAACGUACUUUGUUUCGAUGGUAAAAGAGGAUCGUUUAGUAGAAGUUCUUGAUGACAACAUUCACAAUGGAAGUAAUGUUGAGGAACUAAAAAAAGUUGCUAAUGUUGCAAAAAGAUGCCUAAGUGUUAAAGGAGAUGAUAGGCCUACUAUGAAGGAGGUGGCGGUGGAGCUGGAUGAAUUGAGAGUUCAAGGAAAGCAAGUAAGGAAGGAAGCUAAUUUCAACAUAGAAGAGAGUGAGUAUUCGCUUAGUGCAUUAGCACACUCUUUAAGCAUUGAUGUUGGGGUUGGCUAUUCUUCCACAAGUGCCACUGAUAGCAUGGGAAAUCAAGCACUAAAACCAACAGAUGAUGGUAGAUAA